AUGUCACUGUCCAUUGAAGAAGUUGGUCCUGCCAUCAUGUAUGGCGGCCUUGCCCUCGUAAUGGGGUAUGGAACCUAUGUCCAAAAGGAACCUUCAUGGAUAUUUCCGGCCAUGAUAUGCGCGGGAUUUUUGGGUUUCACCGUCGCCACUAUCGUUAAAGAAGGCUUCCUUGCUGUGAUCCCCGCUCUUACUUCGAAUUUCUGGAGUAAUCAGGUCUGGUAUGACCUGCUGUUUGCGGUGGGACUCUUUUGGUUUGCUCUUGUUGAACGUGCCAAGAAAGUCGGAAUGCCUUUGUUACCCUGGUUCAUUUAUGUCGUUAGCGCUGCAAGCAUUGGUGGAUUGAACAUGUAUGCUCGAAUCUUGUACCUUGAAGAACAGCAAGGUAAAGGGGAUGAUGCUCUUUUGAAUGUCAACGAUGGUCCCCUCUAA
Cylindrotheca closterium is the source of this 429-nucleotide messenger RNA. Lineage: Eukaryota; Bacillariophyta; Bacillariophyceae; Bacillariales; Bacillariaceae. The record is from the annotation of a GenBank genome assembly.